CUAACAUCUGUACAGCUGUUUAACCACAUAUACAAUGGUGGGAUGUAACUGAACUCAUAUCGACGGCAGGCAGGCAGUCCAACAGCAACGGUGAGCUGCCUCUGAAGUGAAAAGAAGCGGUAGACGGUGAAAGUGAAAGGAGGGCUACAUAACUGUGAAAAGCACCGCGCACGCAGUCCCCAUACAGACAGACAACACAGGGAGAGAGGCCCCGGGUCUAACGCUUCCAGGCAGCAGCAGCAGCUCAGCGGACACAGCCAUGGCUAACAUCGCGGUUCAAAGGAUCAAGCGGGAGUUCAAAGAAGUUCUCAAAAGCGAAGAGACAAGUAAAAACCAGAUAAAAGUAGAUUUGGUGGAUGAGAACUUCACAGAGUUGAGGGGGGAGAUAGCAGGUCCUCCAGACACACCAUAUGAAGGUGGCAGGUAUCAGCUUGAAAUAAAAAUCCCAGAAACCUAUCCUUUUAACCCACCAAAGGUACGUUUCAUCACUAAGAUCUGGCACCCUAAUAUCAGUUCUGUGACAGGAGCAAUAUGUCUGGACAUUUUAAAAGACCAGUGGGCAGCUGCUAUGACACUGCGGACAGUGUUAUUGUCUCUACAGGCUCUCCUUGCUGCAGCAGAACCAGACGAUCCACAGGAUGCAGUAGUAGCCAACCAGUAUAAGCAGAACCCAGAAAUGUUCAAACAGACCGCGAGGCUGUGGUCUCACGUCUAUGCUGGAGCUCCUGUCUCCAGUCCUGACUACACACGUAAAAUAGACAAACUCUGUGCCAUGGGCUUUGAUAAGAAUGCAGUAAUAGCGGCCUUGUCUUCAAAAUCCUGGGAUGUGGAAACAGCGACAGAGCUGCUCCUCAGCAACUGAGAGCCAGCCAGGUGUGAGGAUCCCAAACCGACUCCCUUCAUCACAACAUCAGCUCCUCCCCCGGCACAUUCCGCCUUUGCCUUUUGUUACACAGACAACACCCCAUUCACCACAGCAGUCGGAGUCUUCUUUUUAUAACAAAAUUUAUUUGCUACAAACCUAACACCGGUAGCACCACAAUCGCCAAUAUGCACACUACACUGUUGCCUGUCUGAUCCCAUGCCGAGUCUCACGAAAUCAAAAAAGUUUAUCCUUGUAAUAAGCCCUGAAAACUUUGUCAUGCAUCUUGUUUUCCAUGCCUUUUAAUCAUAUUGGCUCUGAAACUUUUUUCACAAAUUCGUGUUCCUUAUUAUUGCUAAGAAUCAAAUGUAACUGCCAAUUCCUGGUGGAUUUUCCAGGGUAAAAUUUGAAAGGAAAUCCUGCACACUGCUCUCACAGCACAUCACCAUUUACUCUUUCAGCAGCGAGUUGGACCUUGUGUUAGAUUAUUAUCUCUCGUAUGGACAUUUAAUACGUUAAAGGUUGUAAUUUACGUUUACUUGACGGGAUAGUGUUCUGUAUGAGCAGUGUAACGGAUUUUUCCUGAACAGUUUAAUCAGAGAUGCUUCAAUCAUCAGCAGAUGUUUGGAUGUACAAAAGUUUUUCUUUCUGUCUGUAGAAGUAGAAAAGAUCACACAGACAUCCUCAGACAUCCGCACACAUGCACAGAAGAAAAAGGUUAUCUGUAAAUAGAUGCGUGUAAAUUUGAAAAUACAAUGGGGAUAUACUUUUUUUCUUACAUGGCAUUGUAAAACAAAUUAUUUUAAAUAUAAACUAUGCCUAGUUUACAACAAUAUGGAAGAGAUAUCUUUUUAUGCUUUUGUGACCCAUGAGAACUCCCUCUGAAUGUCCUGUUGUGUUUUCUCUUUAAGAUUGUUGUUUAGAGGUGGCACAGCCAACAUCCUGGCCUUAAAGGCACAGAAGGUGACAGCCAGCUCUGGCCCGUGAAGUUCAUUACAUGCCACCUUCUCUGCUACACCACCACCCAACCUUUUCAUGUGUCUUUUAUUGUCCUUGCAUGUUCUACGCUGCCUUUAUAUUUUGUUUGGCUAAAUGAUGUGGUGAUGGGGGUGUCUGUUCGAUUCAACAUCCCUUCAGACUUGUGGAGCCCGCAAGACUCUCUAAUGUAUGGAAAGAGACACCUGGAACUUCUGCUCGGCAAACCACUCAAGCACACCCAGUUUGGCGUGAAAUCAGUAGGGAACCAAAGCCUUUUCUGUUGAUUUUACGAGUAUGUCGCUGGAAAAUUUUCUCCUCUCUGAACAGAUUUGUCUGGCACACCUCAAGAUGAAAUGAGUGUUUCUGAAAGUUAUUAAGGAUUUGAGUUUGCAAUGCAGUGGUUGUAUUUAUUUAUUUUUUUUUUGUACUCAUUUCAGAGCAAUCAUUUUCAACAAUAGGCACAGAUUAAGGAUUUGCUCACCCUCUCAGUCCUGAGGGGAAGCUUUAUCACUGCAGUGGUGCAGCAGUACUCAAUCAAAACUUUGGCCAUAUAUACAGGUAAUAUAGGUGAUGUCCUAUAUUCCCAGACAUGCUUUACUAUACAGCCAAAUAAAGUGCUCAUUGAGGUUGUCUUUGAAUGAUGUCUUCUGAGUUGUUAAAGAGGCUGGAACUCCUCUGUUAAUCUAUAAAGCAGAUAGCAGGCCUGUAUAGUGUUUUCACACAUUUUGAUUUGAGGUACAUGGACUGUAAAGAAAUGCUUAGUAUAUAGAGCAGUGGGGUGUUGGCGCAUCCUCACACAUGGCCUUUCUUUUUUUUUUUUUUAAAAAAAAGAAGAAAAGAAACAAUCUUCCUUUUGCUUGCCCACCAGCUCAGUCCCCACCAAUACAGUGGCAUAUUACAGUACUACAUGGAGUAAUCAUGCAACCAUCUCUGCUGACAUUGAACGAGUUUCCAGCCAGAGCCAAAAAAAAAAAAAGUUCAUAGU
Molecule: messenger RNA, 2825 nt
Organism: Seriola dumerili (greater amberjack)
Lineage: Eukaryota; Metazoa; Chordata; Actinopteri; Carangiformes; Carangidae
Gene: ube2kb
Product: ubiquitin conjugating enzyme E2 K
Exons: 8
Coding region: 260-862 (200 amino acids)
Biological process (GO): proteasome-mediated ubiquitin-dependent protein catabolic process; protein polyubiquitination
Cellular component (GO): nucleus
Molecular function (GO): protein binding; ubiquitin conjugating enzyme activity
Source: RefSeq, a predicted model, not a curated record